This is a messenger RNA of Perkinsus marinus ATCC 50983, 865 nucleotides long. RefSeq lists its product as hypothetical. The record is from RefSeq and is a predicted model, not a curated record. The transcript is spliced from 7 exons. NCBI's taxonomy places the organism in Eukaryota, Perkinsozoa, Perkinsida, Perkinsidae. The coding region runs from base 48 to 632 and encodes 194 amino acids. Gene Ontology annotation, molecular function: RNA binding.
AGGGUUACACCAGAUCAAGUACUUAAAGUACUUCCACAUCAGACCCCAUGGUAGCUGCCACCACUUAUCGUCGUGUCGAGAAGCCCAUCGAGAAAACCGAGCCCGAAGACGGUGAGGUUCGCAUCACUUCGGUUGGUCGAGUGAAUAACUUCGUGGACGAGGCGAUCCAUUGGUUCCUCGGUGAUGAUGAUACUCAUAAGGCUUGCAAAAGCGUUAAGAUCAUGGCUAGAGGUGUCGCAGUGGCGAAGGCCGUCAUUGUGUCGGAGAUCCUCAUACGCCGUGUGCCUGGGCUUAAGCAAGCUGUGGAACUCGGCAGCAACGACGUUGAAGAAGAAUAUGAGGCUGUUGAUGACACCGAUAAGGAUCAUGUGAAGCAAGUUCGUAUCGUACCAUAUCUUGUUAACACUCUCACUGCAACGAAGCCGUUGACCAAGGACGAUAUCAAACCUGAUGAGUUUGUUGAACGUCCUGAUCUCGCUGGUGGUCGUCGUGGUAAAGGACGUGGUGGCAAGGGGAAAGGUCGCGGUGGUGGCCGUCGUACCAGUGAUGAUCGUCCUCGUGGGAAGUCGGGAGAAUCCAAUAAGAAUGAGAAGAAUAAGGGAACCAAAAAGAGUGAUGAAGUUGCGGCUUAACAGAGUGAAUCUCAUAAGCGUCGAUGCGAGUUGGAAAUGUCAUUACCUUCAGCAGAGCCAUUCUGAGGUAUUCGUGAUGAUGUGAUGAUGAUCGAUGCAUGAGAUGAUGAUUGUUAUCAUCAUUAUCUUUAUCGUUCUCUUCUGUUAUCGUUGUUAUUCCAUCGGCUCCUUCUUAGAACGGCGAACCGUUCAUAGUCGUCGAUUACCCUCUCGACAAUCUAUCAAUUAUCAGU